AUGUUGAACAAGCUAUCUAUUUUUCAAUAUUUACUAUUGUCAAUUGUGUUUUUCACAACUAGUUACAUGUGUCUUUCAACACAUGCCAGUUCAGUUGCACCUUUCGUUGGUGUUUCCUCAUUUGCUGGCAGUUUCUCUAUUGGUGAUGGUUUACCAGCUGCUGAAACUAAAGUUGAAAAUGUUUAUGCCUUGACAAUCAAUUCCAAAACUGGUGAUCUUUACUUGACUGAUAACAAUAGAGUUCGUAAAGUUUCGUCCACUAACAAUAUCAUGUCCACAUUCGCUGGAACAAACAACCAAGUUAAUCCUGAAGAUGGUCAACCAGCUGUUAAUACACCACUUGCAGAACCAAGAGGAUUAGAAAUUAGCUCAAAUGGUGAGGUUUACAUUGCAGAUUAUUCCACAUGCAAGAUUAAAAAAGUUUCCUCUCAAGGAAUUAUGACAACCAUUGCAGGAACAGGUCCAGGACAAAACAAUGAUAGAAGAUUAGUUUCAGUUUAUACUGGAGAUGGAGCUUUUGCUAAUGAAACUCAAUUGUCAUUCCCUCAAGCAAUUGCUUUCCAUCCAAUUACUGGUGAAUUACACAUAGCCGAAACUCAAAGUUACAAAAUUAGAAAGAUUACUUUAGAGGGUAGAAUUGCAACAGUUGUUGGAAGUGGACAAAAAGGUCAAGAAUCACCAGAUGGUGUUUUGGCUGUCAAUGCAAUUAUUGGAGCUCCAGGAAAUAUCAUCUUUGAUUCGAUUGGAAAUAUGUAUCUAUCCGAUAGAUCAUUUCACAAAGUUAGAAAGGUCCUUACCAAUGGUACCAUUGUUACAAUUGCUGGAAAUGGUAUGAGUGCCUAUAAUGGUGAUGGUAUCUUGGCUGUUUCUGCUUCACUUUUCAGACCAAGUGGAUUGGCCCUUAGCUCCACAGGUGAGCUCUAUAUUGCCGAAAGUUAUGGUCAUAGAAUUCGUAAAGUCUUGACAAAUGGUACAAUUAUUACUAUUGCUGGAACUGGAGUUGCUGGUUAUGAAGGAGAUGGAGGUUUAGCUGUAAAUGCUCUCUUGGAUGCACCAGAAUCAAUCUUUUUGAGUUCUGAUAAUUAUCUCUUGAUUUCUGAUUUUGGAAAUAAGAGAAUUCGUAAAAUUUCUCUAUUGGAUGGAACUAUUUCAACUAUUGCAGGAGAUGGUUUGGGAGAUGGAAAAGCUGCCUCAGUUUAUGGUAUUUUGAGAUAUCCAAUUGAUGUUAAAAAGGGACCAAAUGGAAUUCUGAUUGCAGAUUCUGGUAAUGCGAGAGUGAGAAGUGUUUCUAAUGGUGGAAUUAUUUCAACCAUUGCAGGUUCAGGUACAAAUGGUAACCCACAACUUAGAGCCCUCAGAGAGCUUGCUACAAAGGCAAAGUUCGGUACUACUUAUGCAAUUACAACAAGAUCAGAUAAUGGUGAUGUCUAUGUGAUAGAUGAUACCAAUAACAAAAUUUUCAAAAUUUCUAACCAAGAUGGUUCAAUUACAGCAAUUAUUGGUGAUGGCAAUUAUGGAUUUACAGAGGAUGGAAGUAUUGCAGAGGGUUCAUCAGUUGGAGGUUUAAGUGGUGUUGCACUCAAUUCAUUGGGUGAGGUCAUCUUUACAGAGUCCAAUAGAAUUCGUAAAAUUUUGACAAAUGGUACACUUGUUACCAUUUCAGGAUAUGGAAAUCUUCAAGAUUCAGGUCAAGGAUUUAGUGGAGAUGGAGAUUUGGCUCAAUAUGCUUCCCUUUCUUCUCCAGGUCGUUUAUUCAUCCACUCAGAUGACAUUUACUUUGCCGAUCAAGACAAUUACAGAUUCCGUAAGAUCUUUGCUAAUGGUACAAUCACAACUAUUGCAGGAACAGGAUAUGGAGAUUAUGGAGCUGAUGAUAUUUUGGCCACAGAAACAUAUCUUGCAAGACCAACAGAUAUUGCCAUGAAUUCGAAAGGAGAAUUAAUCAUUUCUGACGCUAAAAGAAUUAGAAAAAUUGACUUGAAUGGAAUAAUUGUUACUCUGGCUGGAAGUAACGUUGCUGGUUUUUCAGGAGAUGGUGGUCCAGCUGCUGAUGCAACCUUUGGAACUUUGGGAGGAAUCUAUCUUGAUUCGAAUGAUGAUAUUUAUGUUAGUGAUCCUGAUAAUCAUAGAAUUAGAAAGAUUUCCCUCAUGUGCCCAACCGAUUAUGCAUUGAAUGGUAGUGAGUGUAUUCCAGUAUGUUUUGGAGUUGUUAGCAAUGAUCCAUCAGUUUGUUCUGGUAAGGGUUCAUGUACUCAAAACAAUACUUGUCAAUGCUCACCUUCCUAUUAUGGAGCCAAUUGUGAUUCCUUCAAUUGUUCUGGAAUUUCCUCCAAUUCAACACUUGUUUGUUCUUCCCAUGGUGUUUGCUCUUCUCCAGAUACUUGCAAUUGUGAAAAUGGAUAUUAUGGAAAGAAUUGUGAAUCAUUUAAUUGUUUUGGUGUCAAUUCUCAAAAUUCCACUAACGUUUGCUCAGCACAAGGAAAUUGCACAUCUCCAGAUAAGUGUAAUUGUAAGACUGGAUAUUUGGGAAGUAAUUGUGAAAUGUUCAAUUGUUUUGGUGUCAAUUCUCAAAAUUCCUCCAAUGUUUGUUCAUCACAAGGAAAUUGCACAUCUCCAGAUAAGUGUAAUUGUAAGACUGGAUAUUUUGGAAGUAAUUGCGAAUCAUUUAAUUGUAAGGGUAUUAAGAAUAGUGAUUCGAGUGUUUGUUCAUCUAGAGGUCAAUGUAUUUCACCAGAUAAUUGUAAAUGUACUACAGUUAAUAGUUAUGGAGUGAAUUGUGAAUUCAUUGUCGAAGGAAAGAUUUCAAAUAUCACAGCUACAAAAUCCAAUGCUAGAUUGAAUGAUGGUUCUUCAAUUAAGACUCCUUAUAUGUUGUUGGUUACAACUUUGUCAAUUAUCAUCAUGUCAAUUUUCUUGAUUCUUUAA
Molecule: messenger RNA, 2925 nt
Organism: Naegleria gruberi
Lineage: Eukaryota; Heterolobosea; Eutetramitea; Acrasida; Naegleriidae
Exons: 1
Coding region: 1-2925 (974 amino acids)
Molecular function (GO): protein binding
Source: RefSeq, a predicted model, not a curated record